AUGGGUAGGCCAAGGAAGACCAAAGUAGUUUGGCCUAUUGAUGAAGUCAUCAAGGAGCUAUUGAGUGACUUCGAAGCAACCGAUGGUGAGGAUUCAGACCUAUUCUAUGAUUCUGAUGAGGUCAAAAAAGAAAAAGAAGGAGCGGCCAAUUGGUGGGACAAUGUUGAUUGUAACGGUGAAUUGGAAGGAGACAAUGGUGGGGACAGUGAAUCAUCAAAUGAUGGUCUUUUCACGAAUACAUAUUCCUUCAAGAGGGCACUAAAGACUUAUGCUGUGCAGAACAGGUUCGAUUACCACUACGAACACAAUGACAUGGGUAGGGUUAGUGCAAUUUGUAGAGAAGAGCAUUGCCGGUGGAGGAUUCAUGCCUCUAUCGAUGCUACGAUGAUAUAUAUACAGAUUAAAACAUUCUACCCGAUCCAUAUUUGUGGCAAUCAGUUUGAAAACUCAAGAUGCGAUGUUAAGUACCUUGUUUGUACGUAUAAGAAGGAUUUCAAGGAUGACCCCACGUGGACCCCGUACGCAUUGCAACAGAGGGUUAAGAGAGAACUCAACAUAGAUGUUCCCAUUGAUCGUUGCUAUAGAGCAAAGAAUGAGGCAUUGCAUCAAAUUUUUGGCAGCCAUUCGAAGCAAUAUCGGCUCACAAGGAGAUACGCGUUGGCAAUACUUAGCACAAACCCUGGUAGUAGUGCUUAUGUUCAUAGGGAUGGAGCAUUUUUUCUAAGGAUGUACAUUUGCCUUGAUGCGUGUAAGAAGGGGUUUAAGUACGGUUGUCGGCCCUUGAUUUGUUUAGAUGCUUGUCAUCUUAAGGAGGAAUAUGGGGUGCAAUUACUUUAUGCUAUAGGCAUAGAUAGCAACAACCAUGGGCUUGGAACAGCAGUUGACGUUGUGUUGCCAUAUGCUGAGCAUUGCUUUUGUGCUCGACACCUACAUGUGAACUUCAAAGCGAAUGGCUACACGGGAAAAGCUUUUAAGGAUGCAUUGUGGGGGGCUGCACAGACAGUCAAUAUUUAUGCCUUUGAAGACCACAUGCAGAAGAUAUUGUCAAUGGAAAAAGGUGCACACGAUUACCUUAGUGGUGUACCUAAGGCGUCAUGGUCCAUGCAUGCUUUCAACUGCCAAACCAAGAGUGACAUGUUGUUGAAUAACUUGGCCGAGUGCUUGAAUGCUUGGAUUAAAGACGCCAGGAGUAAGCCCAUUCUAACCAUGAUUGAAGAUAUUCGUUGGCAGAUAAUGGCACGGUUCCAACAAAAAAUGAAUAGAAUCCGGUUGACUCAAUACAUGAUAUGCCCAAAAAUUCAGAAAAAGUUGGAGAGGUCAAAGAGUGAUGCAAGAAAUUGUAUCAGUCGGUGGCAGAAUGAGCUAGAGUUUGAAGUCGACCACAUAUAUGAUGCACGGCGUAUAGUCAGGUUAGAUCGUCAUGAAUGCACAUGUGGGCGAUGGCAGCUGAAUGGGAUCCCUUGCUCCCAUGCUUGUACUGCAAUUUACAUGAAUAAGCAAAAGUCAGAGGCAUAUGUUAAUGGAUAUUACAAGAUGGACACCUACAUGCAAUGUUAUGCAGCUCGAGUGUAUGGCAUGGAAGGUCCAAUGACAUUGUCAAGUGAUGAUCCAUGCAAUGUCAUUCUGCCACCUAUCAUUCGAAAGGCUUCUGGUCGACCAAAGAUUGCUAGGAAAAGAGCUGCAAAUGAGCCGAUUAACCCCUACAAGCUAACCUGUAGUGGAUAUUUGGUGAAAUGUGAAAAUUGUGGGGGUUUAGGCCAUAAUUACAAUGUGUGUUUGGUACCUUUAAAUCCAGAUAGGAAAAGGUGGAAGCCAAAGAAAUAUAAGCCAACAAAUGAUGCCACUCAAGCACAGGGAUCCCAAGGUCAACCCCACGUAGAAGCAGCUGUUCAAGGAUCAUCGCAAGCAAGUGUUCAUACACGUAGGGCGAGUCAGUCACAAGAAUCACAAGGUCAACCCCAUGUAGAAGCAGCUGUGCAAGGAUUAUCACAAGCAAGUGUUCAUCCACGUAGGGUGACUCGAUCACAGGCGGAAGCAAAAGCGGGGUCAUCACAGCAUAUUGAUAAGGCUACAGAUAUAGAAGGAUAG
Molecule: messenger RNA, 2088 nt
Organism: Corylus avellana
Lineage: Eukaryota; Viridiplantae; Streptophyta; Magnoliopsida; Fagales; Betulaceae
Source: RefSeq, a predicted model, not a curated record